This is a messenger RNA of Salvia miltiorrhiza (redroot sage), 1086 nucleotides long. RefSeq lists its product as uncharacterized. The transcript has 2 exons. Bases 452 to 931 code for a protein of 159 amino acids. The record is from RefSeq and is a predicted model, not a curated record. NCBI's taxonomy places the organism in Eukaryota, Viridiplantae, Streptophyta, Magnoliopsida, Lamiales, Lamiaceae.
AAAACUUCAAUAUUCGAUCUACGAGGUUGAAGAUGCUCGAAAUCGGUAGAUACCAUGGGUGGGUUUCUACCUUAAAGGCAGAGGCAGAGCUGAGAAUUUGGGCUCCUAAUCUAAUUUCAGCUUAUGUUUGUGGGUAGUUGUUUGCUAUAUGUCCCUUCUUUGGCUACUGCAAAUCUUUCUUUUGAUUAUUUAUAUGAUGAAUUAGAUCAAAUUGAUUGUGAGGACAUGGCGCCCCUUUAAACUGUUCCAUCAAGUUUUUCAUAGCAUCCCUAUGUUCAGAAUGUCUCGUUGUCAGAUUGGAGCGUUCAGGUUUCAUUUCUUAUAUGCAUUUUUGCUUUAUAAUUUAUAUAGUAGAUUUUUAGGCAGUGCCAAACUUUCUUGCCAUGGUUUUGUCAUUUGUGGAAUUUGAUUUGAAGCAAACUCAUGUUGUUACUUGCAGUUUCUUGUUGACAUGAAGGAGAACGACAUGCAUGUUCAAUUCCCGAAUGCUGAGUUUCUUGAACUAGAAUUUUAUGACUGCCGGAUGCUUGAUGUUGUUGUUCUUGACAUGUUUCCUAAGCUGAAGACGUUAACUGUUUAUCAGGCUAAUAAUACAUUGCAGGGUCAUCGUUUUACCUAUUAUGAUGAAGAGGUUGUUCACAUUACUAUGGUUGAUGCAUGUAAUUCAUUGGCGUCUGCUAAGAUGACUUCUCCCAGUCCCUCUCUUCUCCAUCUAAAGACAUUUGAGUUUACUUUGUCUAUGUGUGACCCUUCAAUAAUUCCGGCGAUACAAAUUCUGUUGGAAAAUGCUCCCAUACUUGAAAGGGUGGUUAUUCGACUAAGACAGCAAGCAUCUGAUGUAGAGACAUUCCUUUUUGCACAAGAGAAGGUGUUGAGUAUGCCGAGAUCAUCUCCUACUGCACAAGUCAUCAUAAGCUUAAUUGAUACAUGACUGAUAAGUGAUCCUCUACUUGGAGCUGCAGAGUAGCAGUUAUUAUUGAUGUUAAGCUUUUAUUUUGGCACUUUGAAUGAGUUGUUUGUCUCUUUAGACUCUCUGCUGGAAGAUAUACCCUGUUUAAAUAAAGCAAAGUUGUUGAUCACUUCUUA